Molecule: messenger RNA, 3403 nt
Organism: Solanum tuberosum (potato)
Lineage: Eukaryota; Viridiplantae; Streptophyta; Magnoliopsida; Solanales; Solanaceae
Product: pentatricopeptide repeat-containing protein At4g19890
Exons: 4
Coding region: 118-2268 (716 amino acids)
Molecular function (GO): protein binding
Source: RefSeq, a predicted model, not a curated record
GUUGUGUCCUCGAUUUUUGGCGCAUGCUCAGCGCGAAGCGAACGUUGCAACAUCUAAUUUGCGCUAUUGAAAUUUGAAUCUGUUGUUCCAACAAUCUCUCAAAGUAAAGCAAUUUUCAUGAUUUCCUUUACAUUUCAUCGUCUCUACAGACUUCACCAUUUUACAGCUUCUACCACACUCCUUAAUGGCCUCCUUUUCUCCCAUCCUUACCAUUUCUUCAACUUUAAUAGUAACCCCUUUUGGCGCUAUACCCAAUUCAAUUCUUUUACAACAAACCCAUUGUCUUCUGAUUUUGAUUCAGUUGUCAAAAGGGUCUGUUCUUUAGUAUCUGAAUCAUAUUGUAAAGUUCAAGAAAAUACCCAUUUCAAAUCUAGACAUCCCAAGUUGAAAUUGCCUAUAGAUUCUGAGUAUUUGACUCAAGAACAGGCUAUAACUGUUGUUGCUUCUCUUGCAGAUGAGGGAGGGUCCAUGCUGGCAUUGAGUUUCUUUUAUUGGGCAAUUGGGUAUGUGAAAUUCAGGCAUUUUAUGAGGCUUUAUAUUGUUUUAGCUAUUUAUUUGAUUAAAAAUGGAAACUUUGAGAGAACCCAUGAAGUGAUGCAUUUUAUGUUGAGGAAUUUUUGUGAAGUUGGUAUGUUAAAGGAGGCUGUAGAUAUGGUUUUUGAGAUGCAAAAUCAAGGUUUGGUUUUGAAUGCUGGGAGUUUGAAUUCUGUUGUUAGUGUUGCUACUGAGAUGGGGCAUGUUGAGAUGGCAGAGAAGGUGUUUGGUGAAAUGUGUGACAGAGGGGUGUGUCCUGAUUCGUUUUGUUUCGAGUCUAUGGUUGUUGCUUAUUGUAGGAUGGGAAGAGUUGUAGAGGCUGAUAGGUGGCUGAGUGCAAUGCUAGAAAGGGGGUUUCUUGUUGAUAAUGCGACUUGCACUUUAAUAAUGAGUGUUUUCUGUGAUAAGGGGUCUGUUAAUAGAGUGUUGUGGAUUUUUAAUAAACUGAUUGAAUUGGGGUUGGCUCCAAAUGUUAUCAAUUAUACGUGUUUGAUAAAUGGAUUGUGUAAGAAAGGCAUUAUUAAGCAUGCGUUCGAGUUGUUAGAGGAAAUGGUUAGAAAAGGUUUGAAACCAAAUGUUUUCACUCAUACUGUAUUGAUUGAUGGUCUUUGUAAGAAAGGCUGGAUGGAUAAGGCUUUUAGACUAUUCUUAAAACUUGUGAAGAGUGACAAUUACAAGCCUAAUGUGCAUACAUAUACAGCCAUGAUAGCUGGAUACUGCAAACAGGAAAAAUUGAAUCGAGCAGAGAUGCUUCUGAGCAGAAUGCAAGAACAAGAGUUGGUCCCUAAUGCCAACACCUACACUGCUCUCAUUGAUGGGUACUGUAAAGUAGGAAACUUUGAUGUUGCGUAUAAAUUAUUGCGUGUGAUGGAUGAAAAAGGCUUGGCGCCAAGCAUUUUUACGUAUAACGCGGUCAUUGAUGGCCUGUGUAAAAAGGGAAGGGUUCAGGAGGCUUAUCAGAUGCUGAAGAAAGGUAUGCAAAUUGAAAUUUCGCCAGAUUUAGUGACUUACACCAUUCUAAUGUCUCAGAGCUGCAAACUAGGAGAUAAUGGACAAGCUUUUGCUCUUUUCAGCAAGAUGGUUAAAGCUGGUAUCAGCCCUGAUAUGCAUACAUACACCACAUUAAUUGCUGCCUUGUGUAGGCAAAAGAAAAUGAAAGACAGUGAAAAGCUCUUUGAUGAUGCUGUAAUUUUAGGUUUGAUACCUACCAAAGAGACUUGUACUUCCAUGAUUUGUGGAUAUUGUAGAGAUAAAAAUGUGGCCAUGGCCAAGAAGUACUUCCAGAGGAUGGGAGAAUAUGGUUGUGUACCUGAUAGCCUCACUUAUGGUGCUUUGAUUAGUGGGCUUUGUAAGGAGUCAAAGUUGGAUGAGGCUAGAGACCUUUACAAUUCAAUGGUUGAUAAAGGUAUUCCCCCAUGUGAAGUUACACGGCUGACUGUAGCUUAUGAGUAUUGCAAGAACAAUGAACCAACCAUCGCGAUGGGCCUCUUAGAUAGAUUAGAAAAAAAACUUUGGAUUCGAACUGUAUCUACCCUAGUCAGGAAGCUUUGCAGUGAAAAGAAUGUGGAUGUAGCUGCUCUAUUUUUCCAUAAACUGCUAGACAAACAGCAGAGUGUGGAUCGAGUAACCCUUGCAGCGUUUAUGUCGGCGUGCUAUGAAAGCAAUAACUAUGACCUUGUCUCCAGUAUGAAUGAGAGGAUAACAAAAGAUUUUGGAGAAUCUACGGUAGAGUGACCUUGUGAUUUACUGUACAACAACCAAAAGGCUAUUUGGCAGGUGUGCAAGUAGCAAGUUAAAAUGAUUGCUUUAUCCUCUUUAAGACAGAGCAUUAAAGCUGUCCCCUCACACUACUUCUUGAUUUGGGUAAUGCCAAAAGUAAGAAGCAAGCGCUGGGUUAAUUUACUGAUUUGAACAGAAGCGUGUAGCUUUCUCAAAAGUCUAUAUUGUUUGGGCUAGGUGGAAACUAGCUGCCUGUGGAAUGAUCUUGCGUUGACGCAAAUGGCCAAGCUGAGGAAGAUUCUUUUCCAGGGCAAGUUGUUGAAUGGAAUUCUUUACAGCAAUGACGUGCUUGAAAGAGAAGUUCUUACAAACCUCCCUUGAUAUUAAAAGGAAGUUGACAAUUACAGAAAUGUUCACAGUAGGAAAAUCAGGUAUCUUUCUUUUCCUUUAAUAUUCACACAAUCAUUGUUCAGACAAGAUUGGGAGAUGAGGACAAAAGUUGUCAAAAAACUAUUAUACAGCGGGAGAGAUUGAUUAGGGUACAGUUAUUUGACAGCAAAUAGCAAUCACCUUAGUACUUCCCUUCUUUUUAACGUACGAAGAUGUUGGCUAGCUCACUAUGCAGCUGUCAAGUCAUAUGUAAUGGAAGGAGAUUCAGGACCAUAUAGCUGCUUGUACAGAUUGUGGUUUUGGUUUCUCGUCAUUUAGAUUUUGAUGCAUAAACCUCUUCCGCAAGAUCAUGGUUAGAGAAAGUCCUCUGGUGUCGUCAUUGUAGAUUCUUGACAUUGGACAUUACCAAGGAUUUCCACAUUUUUGUUGACAGAGGUGGUGUGCAUUGCAGGCUACACCAAACUGCCACAGCAUGUUCAAGCUAUUUAGGUAUCAUGGAUCUCAAUCUUUACCUCCAUUUCUUAACUGACACUCCAAUCUUAAGUUCUUUCUCCGACUCUCACCGAGUUUGUGAACAAGCAUUUUACCAAGACUGGUGACUAUCAAUUGUAUGUCGUAAAUGAAAAAUUCAAAACUAGUUGAGCCUCUCAAUCAUCAUACUGGGAAAAUUGUUAGCCAAAGGUACUUAGAAUGUAUAUAAAAGGUAUCAUUACAUUUGCCUUAUGAAUGUUGCUGUAUUGUUUUAUCUUUGUUCAUCUCA